AUAUUGGUUGUUUAUUAACAGCCGUGUGCUCGAGUAAUCAGUUGUAUUUAUGUAAUGUUUAGGUAUUGUAAAAUAGAGGACACUGAACAUUGUUUUUACUGUAAAAGACACCUUGAACAAUUAUGAUUCUAAAAUAAUGAUGAUCGACAGAAAUGUGUUAGUGAUAGUUUGCCUAUAUUUAUUUAGUAUAUAGGAUGUAAUGAAAAUGGCUGAUGAUUAUUCUGGAGUUACCAGGCUUGAGAUAGAUUUGCAGUCGACUGAUGCUCAUCCCAAUGAUGAUGAAAAAAUAUCAGUUUCAUACAAUCAUCAGUUAGCAUCUGCUUUAAAUCAUACAACCACUGCAGAAGCUGUUGACAAUACAAAUGUGCCUGAAUGUUCCAUAUCAAGCCAGCAGGGUGCCUCUCAGAAAAUAUCAUUGGCUGAGUUUUCCACUUCUGUCAUUUCUCCAUCUGAUGUUUCUCCAAAAUCAUGUGAGCUAACAGCAUUCAAUUUCAGAAUGGGUAACUCUUCAGUGACGAAAAGGACACGAGGUCGACCAAGAAAAGAUGGUCCACGAGUAGCCAAGCAUCACCUAGCACCCAAACAUCACCUUACACAAUCUGUUGCUGCUAAAGUGAUGAGAGGACGUGGAAGGCCUAGAAGAGAUGACAUUUUACAUCAUAAAAUAUUUCCCGGUCGCCCUCGGUUUAGAGGAAAAAAAUUUCAACACUAUUUUAUGUCUCAUACUCCUCACAAACUUCCAGAAAUUCGAAGUAAUUUAGACAUCUAUGAAGAUAUUGAUUCAGAUUUAAAAUCUUCUUGUAAUGCCCCAGAUAAAAUGCUUGUUUCUCCCAGUGCAAUACCAGACAAUGAAUUAAAAAUUGAAAAAUUUUGUGCUCUUUGUAAUUUAUCUGAAUCCAGUUUACUGGGACAAGGAAGGCUGAAGAAUUUUAAACCUACUCCAGGCUUUGACUGUUUUAAAAGUAUGAAACAGAAAAUUCUGAGUUGUGAAAAAACUGUGGAAGUUUCUUCAGAAUCUGGUGGUGAAUUAAAACUUUUUUUUAGAAAGCAAAAAUUGUUUGAUUCAGGGAGUGAGCACUUGAAAAUUCAAAAAUCAAAAUCUUUGCAAAAUUUUCAAGAAAAGUCAAGUAUGGUUACAGAUCUCAUUCAAGAGCUGGAGGUGACAGGCUUUAAGAGUAUACCAGAAAGCAGCCAAAUUUUUGAAACAUCUGGAGAAUUGUAUGCACAUUUUAAUUGUGCUGCAUGGUCAGAUGGCGUUACAAAGACUUUUGAAAAGAAACUUUCAAAUGUUGAUAAAGCAGUAGUUGCUGCUGCAUUUCAGAAAUGUAGUAAAUGUGAUAGGUAUGGAGCUUCUGUACGAUGCUGUGUUUCCGAGUGCACAAAGAUAUAUCACUAUCCAUGUGCUAUUGUGUCUGGUGCAUUACAGAAUGCCAAUUGCUUCAAAAUUAUAUGUUCCAUCCACUUAGAAGAUGCUUUUUCAUUUGGUGUCUUAUGUAUGGCAUGCCAUGAAAGUGGUGAUUUAUCACAACUGUUGCUGUGCACAUCCUGUGCCAAUUAUUAUCACGGGAAUUGCAUGGAUCCUCCUAUAAUGCCAUCUCCAGAUGUGCGAGCAGGAUGGCAAUGUUUAGACUGCAAAGUGUGCCAAAAUUGCAGGCAACCUGGAGAUAACAGUAAAAUGAUGGUGUGCAACACAUGUGAUAAAGGAUACCACACUUUUUGUGUAAAACCAGCCAUCGCCUCAGUUCCUAAAAGUGGUUGGAAGUGUUCUGCAUGUCGAAUGUGUGGAGACUGUGGUGCCAGGACUCCUGGAAAUGGACCUAGUUCUAGAUGGCAUUUGAAUUAUUCAGUUUGUGAUAGUUGUUACCAGCAGAGGAAUAAAGGAAUCGCUUGCCCAUUAUGUGGAAAGGCUUAUCGGCAGUUUAGUCAGAGGAAGACAAUGAAGCAUUGUUCUGUAUGCCAAAAAUAUAUUCACGAAGAAUGUGAUAGGAGAACAGGUUUGGACACAAUGAAUUAUGUCUGUCCAAUUUGUGCAGCUUCUGAAGUCAGGAACCUGGAUUGCAAUUUUGAAGUUAAUAACUUGAAAGAUAUAUGUCAUAGUAGUUCAAGAGAUUCCUUUUUAACUGGAAAUGAAGAAUCAUUAUCCAGUGCAGAUUCAGAUUGCUUUUUUGAUGCAGUUAGCAGUAAAAUCUCAGGCAGGCGGACCAGUGCAUCUGAAUUAAGGAGAAAAAAGCCAUCUAAAUCCAAGUUCAAAUCAUAUUCUGUUCCAGGAAUGUUAGGUCCAGUGUCAAUUUCUCCCAAAGAGUACAAGAUGGAUGAUGAUGAUCCUACUGAAGAUAAUAAAAUGAUCCUUGCGUCUGCAACAGAUGAAUUUGUUUUGUGUCAGGAUUUGUGUCUGAUGUGUGGAAGUUUUGGUAAAGGUGAAGAAGGCAAGUUGCUUUCUUGUGCACAGUGUGGUCAGUGUUAUCAUAUUUACUGUGCAAAUAUCAAAGUUACAACCGUAGUAUUAAAAAAAGGAUGGCGCUGUUUGGAUUGUACAGUUUGCGAAGAAUGUGGUCAACCUCAUGAUGAGGGCCGUCUGCUACUGUGUGAUGAAUGCGACCUGAGUUUCCAUACUUAUUGUUUGGACCCUCCUCUAGAAGAAGUUCCUACUGGUAACUGGAAAUGCAAGUG
Messenger RNA from Stegodyphus dumicola, 2670 nucleotides. Its product is annotated as histone-lysine N-methyltransferase 2C-like. NCBI's taxonomy places the organism in Eukaryota, Metazoa, Arthropoda, Arachnida, Araneae, Eresidae. Gene Ontology annotation, molecular function: transcription coactivator activity; histone H3K4 methyltransferase activity; protein binding. The record is from RefSeq and is a predicted model, not a curated record. Gene Ontology annotation, cellular component: nucleus; MLL3/4 complex. Gene Ontology annotation, biological process: positive regulation of transcription by RNA polymerase II.